AUGUGCGACUUCGACGAAUUCGUCUUCACCUGCGGACACUCCACCUUUGGCCUCAAAGCCUACUGCCACCGCGCCCGAAACGACCCCUACAAGGAAUGCCACUACGUUAAGAAGCUCCGGGACGUCUGGGACCAAACUUAUCCCUGCAGUGAGUGUGUGAACCAGGCACAAACGGCGGCAGCGGUGCAGGGUAUGCAUAUAGAUCCUCAAGGCCAGGGACAUGGCCAGCAAGGGCAGGGAGGGCAGGGGUAUUAG
Molecule: messenger RNA, 255 nt
Organism: Sordaria macrospora k-hell
Lineage: Eukaryota; Fungi; Ascomycota; Sordariomycetes; Sordariales; Sordariaceae
Source: RefSeq, a predicted model, not a curated record